Messenger RNA from Penicillium argentinense, 1110 nucleotides. RefSeq lists its product as uncharacterized. The record is from RefSeq and is a predicted model, not a curated record. The transcript has 2 exons. Gene Ontology annotation, biological process: retrograde vesicle-mediated transport, Golgi to endoplasmic reticulum. NCBI's taxonomy places the organism in Eukaryota, Fungi, Ascomycota, Eurotiomycetes, Eurotiales, Aspergillaceae. Gene Ontology annotation, cellular component: Golgi apparatus; membrane. The coding region runs from base 1 to 1110 and encodes 369 amino acids.
AUGCCGCUUCGAGUCAACGUCCCUCCUGCGACGCGAGUGUUCCUCGUGAGCUUGCUCGCCUUUUCGUUCCUCUUCAAUAUCGCCAGAUGGCGCCAACUGGACACCUCCGCCGGCAGCCCCCAAACGACUCCCAUUAUUCCCUACCUGACCCUCGUCCCAUCACUAUUCUACAAAUACCCCUGGACUCUACUCGUGUCAACUUUCGUCGAACAGAACAUCUUCACUGUGCUCCUCAAUGCGGCCACGAUCUUCUACGGAGGCAAAUACCUCGAGCGCGCGUGGGGCUCUCGCGAAUUCAGCAAGUUCGUCGCGGCCGUCGCGCUGAUUCCGAAUGUCGUGAUCGUUCCCAUCUACCUGAUCUGGGCUGCGGCCGGAGGGUCCUCAAGCCGAAGUCUCACGCAGAUCUGCGGGGGUGUCUCUAUUCAAGGUGCCUUCCUCGUCGCAUUCAAGCAGCUUGUUCCCGAACAUACCGUCGCCAUCUUCAAGGGUCUGGUAAAAAUGCGCGUCAAGCACUUCCCCGCAAUCUUCCUGCUCCUCAAUACUCUCAGCGGCAUUAUCAUCGGAACCGACACUGCUGCAAUCCUGUCCUGGCUUGGCCUGUUGACCAGCUGGACAUAUUUGCGGUUCUACAAACGGCAGCCGGAUCUCACGGGUGCGUCUACCACUGGACUGGGUAUGAGGGGCGAUGCGAGCGAGACCUUUGCUUUUGCUUGCCUAUUCCCCGACGUGAUGCAGCCCCCGAUCGGCUUCGUGGCCGAUCAGGUUUAUGCGCUCCUGGUAGCCUCGAAAAUCCUCAGACCUUUUUCCGAAGAAGAUAUCGCAUCAGGCAACCAGCAAAUGCUGGCACGGGGUGAAGCCGGUCUACCUACGCUCCUCAACAAUCAGCGUGGCGGGGGAAGAGGCUGGGGCAAACGUGAAGAGGCAGAACGUCGACGGGCCUUGGCGCUCAAGGCCUUAGACCAAAGACUUGGAAAACAGACAGCUACGGUAGAACGUGCCCAGGCUGGUCCAUCUGCGAUCGUUGAGCCCACCAGCCAGUCGCCAGUUCCCUCGGCUAGUCCUGGACAAGGCAUGCUGGGCGAGACUAGCUACAACCCAGAUAACGCCUAG